GUGCGGCGAAGUGUGUUCAUUCAAAAGUCUCAAUUGUAAAGUUUACCUCAAACUUUCACCAAUAAUAUUAUUUUCCUGCGAAACUGGACAUUUAAAUUCUUAAAAAACAAAAAUACUUUUAAACAGUAUUUUAGUGGUAUUAAAAUACAUUUAUACUAAAUCAAAAGUUAAACAUGGAUAUUGGUGAACUGCUGUCUUAUAAACCUCCAAGCACUCCAAAACGUUCAGCUGAUGAUGAGGAAGAGGAUGAAGAUGUGUGGGAUGCUAAAAGAGCAAAGAAAGUUAAUAGAACUCCAUAUCACCCACGUAUGAGGAGACCAGAUUUAACUCCAAACAGAACUCCUAUUCGUACUCCUUUAAGAAAUACCAAUGAACCACCAACUCCACGCAGAGCAGCACUGCCAGCUCCAGAAAAUGAUUUUAUAGAGCCACAAUUAACUGAAGAAGAAAAAGAAGAUAUUGUAAAAUACGUUGAAACUGAAGCUGCUGAAGUUGAACCAUUAGAUGAAACAUCUUUGAAGCGAAUGAUUCUUUUAUUUGAAAAAAGAGCUUUACGAAAUCAAGAAAUGAGGGUGAAGUUUCCUGAUCAGCCAGACAAAUUUAUGGAGUCUGAGGUUGAACUUCAUGAUGUAUUACAAGAAAUGCACGCUAUUGCUACAAAUCCAGAGUUGUAUCCACAGAUGGUUGAUUUAGGAGUAGUUCCAUCUUUAAUAGAAUUACUGUCUCAUGAAAAUACUGAUAUAGCUGUUGGUGUUGUUGACUUAUUACAAGAGCUGGUUGAUUCAGAUAUUUAUAAUGAAGCACCAGAGGAAGCUGAUGCUCUAAUUGAUGCAUUGCUGUAUCAACAAUUAUUUGCUUUGCUUGUACAAAAUUUAGAAAGACUUGAUGAGUCUGUAAGCGAAGAGAGUGAUGGAGUUUUUAAUACAUUAGCCAUAUUUGAAAGCUUGCUAGAAAUUAGACCAGAGUUAUGUAUAGAAGCUGGGAAACAAGGUGCUAUUCAAUGGCUUCUGAAGAGAAUAAAAGUGAAAGGUCCAUUUGAUACAAAUAAAUUAUACUCUAGUGAAAUAUUGUCAAUUCUUUUACAAAAUACCAAAGAAAAUAGACUUCUCUUGGGAGAUUUGGAUGGAAUUGAUGUACUUCUACAACAGUUAGCUUACUACAAAAGACAUGACCCGCAAAGUGCAGAAGAACAGGAGUUGAUGGAAAAUUUAUUUGACAUUUUGUGCUCUAGUUUAAUGGAAACUCUUAAUAGAGAACGAUUUCUCAAAGGGGAAGGAUUGCAACUCAUGAAUUUGAUGUUGCGUGAAAAAAAACUAUCUCGCAAUGGUUCAUUAAAAGUGCUUGAUUAUGCAAUGAAUGGACCAGAUGGCAAAGAUAAUUGCAAUAAAUUCGUUGAUAUUCUUGGGUUAAGAACAAUAUUUCCAUUGUUUAUGAAAACUCCAACAAAAAAUCGAAAAAAAGUUGUUACUGCUGAAGAACACGAAGAACAUGUGGUAUCUAUAAUCGCUAGUAUGUUAAGAAAUUGCAAAGGUACACAAAGACAGAGACUGUUGAGUAAAUUUACCGAAAAUGAUUACGAAAAAAUUGACAGAUUAAUGGAACUGCACUUUAAAUACCUCGAAAAAGUAGAAGAAGUUGAGCAGAAUUCAAAAGAAGACGAUGAUGAAACAGAAACGUUAAUGAAAAGACUAAAUGGUGGUUUAUUUACUCUGCAAUUAGUAGAUUAUAUAUUGCUAGAAGCAUGCAUCGGUUGCACACAAACUGUCAAACAACGCGUGACCAAGAUUCUCACUCAAAGAAGGGCAUCUUUAAAAACAAUCAGAAAUAUUGUUCGAGAGUACGCAGGAAAUCUUGGAGAUGAUGGUGAUGUCGAGUGGAGAGAACAACAGCAACAACAUAUUCUCCAGUUGAUUGAUAAAUUUUAAAUUUGUACAUGGAUUUUUCUACCAAAUUUUUA
Molecule: messenger RNA, 1957 nt
Organism: Trichogramma pretiosum
Lineage: Eukaryota; Metazoa; Arthropoda; Insecta; Hymenoptera; Trichogrammatidae
Product: beta-catenin-like protein 1
Exons: 7
Coding region: 174-1925 (583 amino acids)
Cellular component (GO): spliceosomal complex
Source: RefSeq, a predicted model, not a curated record